Staurois parvus is the source of this 927-nucleotide messenger RNA. Lineage: Eukaryota; Metazoa; Chordata; Amphibia; Anura; Ranidae. The record is from the annotation of a GenBank genome assembly.
GGACGUUUUGUGGCUCCUCUCCGCCGCCUGCAUCCUCUUCACCGUUUCUAUGUUCUCAAGCGGCCUGUCAGAUCUCCGGCUAAUGGUCUCCAGGAAGAGUGUGGACAAUAUCCAGUUCCUGCCGUUCCUCACCACCGAUCUGAACAACCUGGGCUGGUUGUAUUACGGAUAUCUGAAGGGGGAUGGGACUCUGAUGACGGUGAACUCCAUCGGGGCCUCCCUGCAGACUCUCUACAUGGCCGCUUUCCUCUUCUAUUCCCGGAGAAGCGGCGCCCCCUUUCUCAGGUCCUCCUGGGGGCCGCAGUCCUAGUUGUGGCGUUCGUCUACUUCUCCCUGUGGAUCCCCGACGCCGGCCUCCGCCUCAACCAGCUGGGCCUCUUCUGCAGCGUCUUCACCAUCAGCAUGUACUUGUCUCCGCUGGCUGACCUGGCCCAGAUCAUCAGAACCAAGUCCACCAAGUGCCUGUCCAUGCCGCUGACCAUCACCACCUUCCUGACCUCCACCUCCUGGGUGCUGUACGGCAUGCAGCUCAACGAUGCCUACAUCAUGGUUCCAAACUUCCCCGGGAUUGUGACCAGCCUGCUGAGGAUCUGGCUGUUCUGGCGCUACCCCCCAGGAGCAACCGUCCUACCGCUACCUGCCGGCGUGAGAGCGCAACGCGGCGCGCCACCCUACCAUGUGCCUGAACAUGCUGACGCACUUUAUUCUGGGGCUACACUGGGCACUGCCAUGGGGCCCGGGGCUCUGUGUCUUCUGGGGCCCUCUAUAUACGGGGCUCUGUCUCUUCUGGGGUGCUCUAUACACGGGGUUCUGUCUCUUCUGGGGCCCGGGGCUCUGUCUCUUCUGGGGCCCUCUAUACAUGGGGCUCUGUCUCUUCUGGGGCCCUUUAUACAUGGGGCUGUCUCUUCUGGGGCCCGGGGCUCUGUC